Molecule: messenger RNA, 663 nt
Organism: Nematolebias whitei (Rio pearlfish)
Lineage: Eukaryota; Metazoa; Chordata; Actinopteri; Cyprinodontiformes; Rivulidae
Exons: 3
Coding region: 87-398 (103 amino acids)
Biological process (GO): vesicle-mediated transport; vesicle fusion; SNARE complex assembly
Cellular component (GO): plasma membrane; SNARE complex
Molecular function (GO): SNAP receptor activity; syntaxin binding
Source: RefSeq, a predicted model, not a curated record
UAGCAAAAACCAUUGGACUUGUAUAUCAGUCUGUUCUGUGGCCUACUAUAAAAAGAUUGGUUUGAUUUCCUGUUGAGUUUGCUGCUAUGGCUGACCCGAACCCUCAGCCAACCACCUCGGGCUCCUCUGGUAAGUUUGACCAGGUCCAGAGUCAGGUGAACGAGGUCAAAGUUAUCCUGAAAGACAACAUCAACAAAGUGUUGGAGAGGGGGGACAGAUUAGAUGAUCUUAUUGGGAAGACGGAUGAACUGCAGGACUCUGCCAACUCCUUUCAAAGAACAUCUACACGAGUUGCCCGAAAAUACUGGUGGAAGAAUGUUAAAAUGAUGAUCAUCAUCGGUGUGGUGGUGCUGAUUGUUCUGAUCCUCAUCAUCCUCGCUGCCACGGGUGUUAUAUAAAACUCAUGAAGUGAUGAUUUAUAUUUUGAGAGCAGAGUGUGCACAAUGUUUAAAGGGUAAAUGAUUAUCGAGAGGUCUUUCUGUGACGUGAUGCAAAGAUAACAUUUAGGAAGCAGAAUUUAGGUUUGCUGACAUGCAACACUCCAAAUGUUUGUAAAACCACUUUUAAUGAAACACAAAUCCACAAAUGUUUUAUUUUAUUCUAUACUUUUUCACUGUCCAGUACACCAUGUACAUAUAAUGUAUGUUUAUGACUGUAGUAAAA